AACUCUUUGUCCUUCUCCAGGUUCCUCCUAUGCUUUUUACAUCACUUCCUGUUCUACCACAGGCAUCACAGAGACUCAAUGCUAAUCCCAUUUGUCUAUAAACUCUCCUUGGCAAUGUCUCCCGGGUCAUGGAAUUGUUCUCACAAUUCCACUGUACAGAAAGGUGGUUGCCUUGGCUGUGGCUUCCAGCCUUGAUAGUGCCGCAGUCUCUAUGGCAACAGUGCCCUCCUUCCUCUUGGCUUUCUCUUUGUGGUUCUUACCCCUCCAAACUGUGGCUGGUUGCUUCCAAUGUGACCACCGGUUCUUGGACUCUGUGGGAAAGCUGCUGAAAGACAUUCUUCCAGAAGACUUGCCUGACCGUGACGCCCUCAUAGAACGGCACGUCCAGGCCCUGGCUGAUCUGCACGGCACCUUCCUUCGAAAGAAAUAUGAGCGCGUGUUGGAUGUCCAUAUAGUGAUGUCCCUCAAAUCGGAUAUUCUCAGCUACUUGCAAGAAAUCAAGAAAAAUCACACGUGGAAAGGGGUCUUCCUUUGGCAGCUCUCUAUGUAUCACCUCAGGGCCGGCCUCCGGAAACGCAUGCAGAUGACACUGGAGAAAUUCGCCGAUCUCGCUUGUUCGGAGGACUGCACCGUGACUGAAGGCCCUGUUUUAGAUUGCUGGACCUGCCUUCGCAUUGUUGCCCAAUGUUUUGAUGGAGAGCUCUGUGGAGUGGAAGACAGACGGCUUGCAGAAUACAACGAAGUGGUUCUUUAUGUGUUCCUGGUUUGCGAGUCUGUGGUGCUGACCUCAAUUGUGCUUAUAUACUUGGUGUGUUUCAAGCACAAGAAGCAAAUGUUGGAGAAAGUAAUGGCUCAGUAGCUACAUUUAUCCCUGGAGGACUACUCUUCAACCCCAUCCCCUCUUCCAUGCCUCCUGGAGUUCCUGCUGCUUAGAACAAAUUGAACUUGUAUGGGCUGUGGAGAACAUUUCUGAGAUAACAUAUCCUACUGCUAAUGCUGACUACAUAAAGAA
Molecule: messenger RNA, 1012 nt
Organism: Pogona vitticeps (central bearded dragon)
Lineage: Eukaryota; Metazoa; Chordata; Lepidosauria; Squamata; Agamidae
Source: RefSeq, a predicted model, not a curated record